AUGGACGAUCAUCAGCCAUGUUCCCAAUCCGAGCGGACACAUAACCUCGCACGAUGCGGCUACCUGCAAAUCACCUUCAUCUGGCUCUUCAGUCUCUCCUAUCAGAUCGCGUGGACCAGGGUCGUGGCGGCGUAUGCGUUAGAGAUCAUGCCGCACAGUCUUAGAGUAAAGGCCGGAGUUAUGUCAAUGAUUGGUUUCAAGGGAUUGGUCUUCCUUGGAAGCUACACAAACCCCAUCGCACGGGAUAACUUCAUAGCAGCCGGUCACGACUGGGUACUAGCGAUUUUUUACACAACAAAGAAUCUCACCCUCGAGGAAGUCGCCAAGGUUUUCGACGGCGAUGAGGCAAAAGUUGCAAGAAUGGACAUAGAAGAUGUCAAGUAUCAAUUAGUGGAAGACGGGAAAAGUCAAAGCCAUGUCGAAGUCAUCGUCCUUUGA
This is a messenger RNA of Colletotrichum orchidophilum, 438 nucleotides long. RefSeq lists its product as uncharacterized. Bases 1 to 438 code for a protein of 145 amino acids. Gene Ontology annotation, molecular function: carbohydrate:proton symporter activity. Gene Ontology annotation, cellular component: membrane. The record is from RefSeq and is a predicted model, not a curated record. Gene Ontology annotation, biological process: carbohydrate transport. NCBI's taxonomy places the organism in Eukaryota, Fungi, Ascomycota, Sordariomycetes, Glomerellales, Glomerellaceae. The transcript has 3 exons.